Neurospora tetrasperma FGSC 2508 is the source of this 1266-nucleotide messenger RNA. RefSeq names its product RER1 protein. Gene Ontology annotation, biological process: protein retention in ER lumen; retrograde vesicle-mediated transport, Golgi to endoplasmic reticulum. The transcript is spliced from 3 exons. Bases 190 to 762 code for a protein of 190 amino acids. The record is from RefSeq and is a predicted model, not a curated record. Gene Ontology annotation, cellular component: Golgi membrane. NCBI's taxonomy places the organism in Eukaryota, Fungi, Ascomycota, Sordariomycetes, Sordariales, Sordariaceae.
GCGCAGUGUCCGACAAUCAUUUUUCCCUUCUGCCAACAUCUCUCGUCUUCCCUUUGCAAUCACCAACCCACGAACACCUUUCCACCUCCACCUCCCGAUCAAACGGUUUUGGACACAAUAUAUCAGCGAGACACGAUCGAUUAACGAAGCAAAACGAGCUACACUUACGCCCUUACCAACACCGUCGCAAUGGAGACCGCGGAGGAGCCAAUGACGCCUUUUGGCACUUUCACUGCACAGAGCAACAAGCUCCAGAGACAAUACCAAGCACUCCUCGAUCAGUCGACGCCCUAUGUUACGUACCGAUGGGUUGGCACCGGUGUCGCCCUGUUUCUCUUCUUCGUGCGGGUGUUCGUGGCACAAGGCUGGUACAUUGUCGCCUAUGCCCUCGGCAUCUACCUUCUCAACCUCUUCCUCGCCUUCCUCACGCCCAAGUUCGACCCCUCGAGUGAUGCGCUCGACACGGAAAUGGAGGACGGCUCUGUCGGUACCCUCCCCACCAAGCAGGACGAGGAGUUCAGGCCCUUCAUCCGCCGCCUUCCCGAGUUCAAGUUCUGGCAUUCGGCCACCCGCGCUGUUGCCAUUUCCUUCCUCUGCAGCUGGUUCGAGAUCUUCAACAUUCCCGUGUUCUGGCCCGUGCUGGUUAUGUACUGGCUCAUGCUCUUCAUCCUCACCAUGCGCAAGCAAAUCCAGCACAUGAUCAAGUACCGCUACGUCCCCUUUACCAUUGGCAAGGCGCGGUACAACAAGAACAGCAACUAAGCAGUUGUGCUGUUGCCGAAGUUGAUUGAUGUUGCUGAGUGUCAGAUAGGGCAGCUAGUCUGUCUCUGGCCCUUUUGCGUUGUCCGGGGAGAGAAGGAAGUGUUUCGCGGGCCGAAUUUAGGUCAAACGCGGUAGAAAGAAAGACAAAACUUCUCAAUGUACUAAUGACGGGGGAAUGCGCCAUGUUGAUGGAGCAUUUAUGACGAUGAGCAACUAUCCUGUAUAUCUUUUUCAUAUAUACUAUUCUAAUCUGAUGCCUGGGCUGGGAUACGGGAUUGUUGGCCUUCUGAUAGUUGUCAUGACAGGCGAUGGAUGAACGAAUGGAUGGAUGGAUGCAAGAGGGGGUUCUGAACUAUCUCACACUUGAUUAGCAGUUUCACACACGCCAUGAGUGAAGAGAACGGACGGACGACAACAAAAAAAAACAUGGCGGUGUCUGGAAGCAGGCCAUACAGGAUAUCACUUAGAGAGCAAAAUGAUUGACCAUAAUGACAGCUGGAAUUG